This is a messenger RNA of Juglans regia (Persian walnut), 4029 nucleotides long. RefSeq names its product disease resistance protein RPV1-like. Lineage: Eukaryota; Viridiplantae; Streptophyta; Magnoliopsida; Fagales; Juglandaceae. Gene Ontology annotation, biological process: defense response; signal transduction. The record is from RefSeq and is a predicted model, not a curated record. Gene Ontology annotation, molecular function: ADP binding. Bases 210 to 3644 code for a protein of 1144 amino acids. The transcript is spliced from 7 exons.
AGAAACUACAUUAUAGGCGGACCCACACUAUACGCAGUUUCUGAACAAUAAUUACUAUCAAUUUCUAGUGGUGUGAACUGUAGACUUCGGAGUCUUCUUUAUUGAUUUCCUGAAGUGAAGAUUUAACACAGUUUCCAUCACUCCUUUCCUUUACCCACUUCUCUAUAGUCGCACCUCUCUUGUGAACAUUUAUCACACAUACAGAGGAGAUGACCACUUCUUCCAUGGCCAGCUUACAAGGAGUUUCUUCCUCGCUCUCUUCCGCUUCAACUUCUUCCAUCCAUCCGUGGAGUUACGAUGUAUUCUUGAGCUUUAGAGGUAAAGAUGUUCGCCAAAAAUUUAUUUCUCAUCUAUACAAUGCUUUGGAUAAAAGGGGAAUCAGCACUUACAUAGACAAUGAGCUUGAAAGAGGAGAGGAAAUUUCACAAGCACUUUUCCAAGCUAUCGAAGGGUCAAUGAUUUCUAUUAUCGUACUCUCUAGAAACUAUGCAGAAUCUAAAUGGUGCUUAAACGAGAUAUUGAAGAUCCUUGAGUGUGUGAGAACAAUAAAACAAAUUGUUCUACCAAUAUUUUACGAUGUAGAUCCAUCAGAUGUAAGACAUCAAAAAAAAAAAUUUGGAGAAGCAUUUUCUAAACUUAAAGGUAGGUCCGAGGGCAAGGUAGAACUAGUGCUGAAGUGGGAGGCAGCAUUAGAAGAACUAGCCAAUAUGUCGGGGCUCGAAUUAAAGAAUUACAGGAAAGAGUCAGAACUUAUCCAGGAAAUCAUUCGAUGGGUGGACUUUAGAGUGGUAAACCAUACACCUCUAAGCGUUGCCAAGUAUCCAAUUGGGUUAGAGUCUCGUAUACAAGACAUUUAUCAGCAUUUAAGUAUUGGAAAGAAUGAUAUUGUAUGCAUGCUAGGGAUAUUUGGGACCGGUGGAAUUGGUAAGACAACUAUUUCAAAAGAUAUCUAUAACCGGAUUUCUUCUCAAUUUGAAGGAAGUUGUUUCUUGAAAAACAUUAGAGAAACUUCAAAACGAGCAGGAGGUGUAAUUCAGCUGCAAAAUACACUUCUUUCUACGAUCUUGGGAAUAAGUUUUGAUGUUAGUGAUAUUGACAAAGGCAUCAAUGUGAUUAGGCAUAGACUUUGCUCUAAAAGGGUUCUCUUAAUUCUUGAUGAUGUGGAUGAGUUGGUCCAAAUAGAAAAGUUAGCUGGAGAUCGUGCUUGGUUUGGUUCAGGAAGUAGAAUCAUUAUAACAACAAGAGAUCAACAAUUAUUAAAAAUCUCUGAAGUUGAUUCGGAAUACAAGUUGAAAAUUUUGGAUGACAAUGAAGCUCUUCGGCUCUUUAGCUUGCAUGCUUUUAAGAAAGACGAACCACUCGACGAUUAUGUGGAACUCUCUAAACAAGUAAUAAAAUAUGCUCAGGGUCUUCCACUAGCUCUAAUAGUGCUAGGUUCAGAUCUAAAAGGUCAAAGUAUAUAUCAAUGGAAAAGUGCAAUGGAUAAAUAUAAAAGCUUUCCUAACAGAAAUAUUCAAAAAGUACUCUUAGUGAGCUAUGAAGGAUUGGAUGAUACUGAGAGGGAAAUGUUCCUUGAUAUUGCAUUUUUCUUUAAAGGAGAAUCUUUUGCUGGUGUCAUAAAAAUAUUUGAUAGUUGUGGUUUUUCUCCCGUUCAUGGUAUCCAAAGGCUUAUAGACAAGUGUCUUAUUACUAUUGAAGAUGAAUAUGUUCUGAUGCAUGACUUGCUACAAAAUAUGGGUCGAGAAAUUGUUCGACUAGAAUCACCCAAAGAGCCGAGCAAACGUAGUAGAUUGUGGUUUCAUGAGGAUAUCUGUGAAGUGUUGGAAGAAAGUACGGGUACAAACAAAAUCGAAGGCAUGAUAAUAGAUAUGCCUGAAGGCGAGGACGUGAUUAGGUUGAGUCCCAAAGCAUUUGUACAGAUGAAAGGACUUAGAGUGUUUAUCAAUCGUAAUGCAAGUUUUUCAAGUGGACCUAAUUAUCUCUCCAACAAGUUAAGAGUUCUUGAUUGGUUUGAAUAUCCUCUUCAAUCUUUGCCACCCAAUUUUCUUGGAAAUAGGCUCAUUAUAUUGAAAAUGCGUGGUAGCUUCUUGAAGGAGUUAGGCAUGGGAUUCAAGUUUAAGAAUGUGACAACUAUAACUUUUGAUGAAUGCAACUUCUUAACAAAAAUCUCGGAUCUUUCAAGCAUCUCAAAUUUGAAGGAAUUGAAUGUCAGAAGGUGUACAAGUUUAGUUGAGGUGCAUGAUUCCGUCGGACACCUGGAUAAUCUUUCUCAUUUGAGUUUUUUUGAUUGCUCUAACCUCGAAAUUUUUCCAACAAGUCUCAAGUUGAGAUCUUUACACUACCUUGAUCUUCGUGGUUGCUCAAGCUUUCGUGACUUUCCUAAAAUCGAGUGUGAAAUGAGAUAUUUACAUACAUUGAAUCUAGCUGGCACUGUAGUGGAAGAACUACCUGUAUCCAUUGGAAACCUCACUGGACUUGAUCAUUUAAUUCUAAGUGGUUGCAAAAACCUUAUGCGUCUCCCAAUUAACAGCAUUCUUCAAAUGCAACAUUUAAGCCAGCUUGGGAUUGGUGGUUGUACAAAUCUGGUAAAGAAGAUGGGGGAUGAUAGACAAUCCAUUCUAGCUACUGAUUCUACUAGAAUGGAAGAUGAGAUAUCAUCGAGUCAUGAAGAACAAGUCCAUGAAUUGGCGCCUCCAAUGAAUUCACGCAAUGGGAGCAGUGCAUUACAAGUGUUGAAUCUUCAAAAUUGUUUCCAAUCAAAAUCAAGUUUCUUUCCAAUAUCAAGUUUCUUUAUCGUGUUUAAUUCCUCAGCCACUUUGAAAUUUUUAUAUCUAUCGAAAAGUGAAUUUGAUAGUCUUCCCACAAGCAUCAAAGGAUUUGUUGCACUCAAUUACCUCUACAUGUGGGAUUGCAAGAAACUUGAAGAAGUCUUAGAACUUCCACCAAAUAUAAGAUUUGUAAAUGUUCAGGGAUGCAAGUCGUUAGAAAGAUUUCCAGAAGUAUCAAGAAUAUUGGAAUUCAAUGGAAGCCACAUCAGAUCGCUACAACAGAUUAAUAUUUGUGGCUGCGACAAAAUGCAUGAGAAGAUUUGGAAUUAUAAAGUGCCAAAUUCAUUACUAUGGAAGGGACACUAUGAUGCCACUGUGUUUCCAGAAAAUGAGAUUCCAGGGUGGUUUCGGUAUCAAAAAGAGUUUUUAGAAAAUGAAAUUGUUAAGAGAGGGGAUAAUGAUUUCCAACUGAGGAAAAAUGAAGAAUGGGUAAUAAAUAUUGAGGGGCCACACUAUUUGAAGGAUAUAAGUGGAAUUGUAGUAUAUGCAGUUGUGUUUUAUAAAGAAGCUAACUACAUGGAUACCAUUGAAGAUGUUGAGAUAACAAGCAAUAGUUCCAAUCAUGUAUGCCGUAUCAAUCUUUCUGAAGGGGUAAGUUUGCAUCAUAAUAAUACAACUGAAGUUGGAGGCAAAUAUUAUGUACGGGUGAGCUACUCCGAUUUAGAAUCGUUUAAGGUAAAGGUUUUGGAGAAUUUGAGAGUUCAACUUCGUACUGAUUGGGCUUCUUUUCGGGUACCGUAUUAUAGAAGUUGGGGAGCCAAUAUUAUAUACAAGAAGCAUGAAAGCAGAGCACAUAAAAGAAGAAAAAUGGAUUGAAUUAAUUAUACCCCAUUUCCUGUACGUAGCUACUAUUUCUUUGGAAUUUCAGGAAUUUGAGAACGUUGUAAUGAUUAUAUGAUAUGAGAUGAGAUGAGAAUACUUGUGAAAACAAAUAAGGUAAAACUUCCAGAUCGUGAGGUGGAGAAGGACUGUAUAGAAUGAUCCAAAACAAAUUAGCUUGUUAAUGAAACCCAAGAACUUACUGGAGGAAGUGAAGAAAUUGGUAGAAGACAAGGGAGACUCAAGAGAGGCUUUUGAGACAGCAGCUGUUCCACCAUAUGUUGCUCUUGCCGUAAGAUCUGUUGGAAAUUAUAAUUUCAAAAUAAGUAUAUAUUAUAUUUAUUAUUAAUAAUAUUUUAGAUAAUUAUUUUUGGAAGUUAUG